This is a messenger RNA of Osmia lignaria (orchard mason bee), 2434 nucleotides long. It is a transcript of the gene Pgant7, whose product is annotated as N-acetylgalactosaminyltransferase 7. Gene Ontology annotation, cellular component: Golgi apparatus. The record is from RefSeq and is a predicted model, not a curated record. Gene Ontology annotation, molecular function: polypeptide N-acetylgalactosaminyltransferase activity. Gene Ontology annotation, biological process: protein O-linked glycosylation. Lineage: Eukaryota; Metazoa; Arthropoda; Insecta; Hymenoptera; Megachilidae.
ACAUGUUAAUCAAGUUAUUGCUUUUCUAUUAAGUUUGUGAUAUUUAGUUCUUAAUAAUGCUUAACUAUUAAGAAUAAUGAUAUUUUAAUAAACAAUUUUCAAAAAUAGAAAGGUCGAGCGCGUGUUGGCUUCAAUGAAAGUGUAAAUACCGACACGUAUACAGGUUCCAGUUUUAGUAAAAGAUCUUGGUAACUUUGAAGCAAAACAUGUAUCAAUUAGAACUGGAUCUGGAGAAGGAGGUAAACCUCAUAUUCUUAGGGAUGAUCAACAAAAUGAUGUUCAGCAAUCAGAGUCUGAGUAUGGUAUGAAUAUGGUAUGCUCUGAUGAGAUUUCAUUAGAUAGAUCAGUUCCUGAUACAAGAAUGCCUGAAUGCAAACAUUGGAAUUAUCCAGAGACUCUUCCUCGAACUAGUGUAAUUAUAGUAUUUCAUAACGAAGGUUGGUCAGUACUGAUGAGAACUGUUCACAGUGUAAUAAAUCGUACUCCUCCUCAAUUUUUAGAGGAGAUCUUGCUAGUAGAUGAUUAUUCUGAUAAAGAUAAUUUAAAAGGGGAUUUAGAGUCCUAUAUAGAACAGUGGAAUGGGAAAGUGAAAUUAAUAAGGAAUUAUGAAAGAGAAGGUCUGAUCAGGACUAGAUCACGUGGUGCACGUGAAGCUAAGGGUGAAGUUAUAGUAUUUUUGGAUGCACACUGUGAAGUAAAUGUUAAUUGGCUACCACCUCUUUUAGCUCCAAUAGCUGCUGAUAGAACUGUAAUGACAGUUCCUGUCAUAGAUGGAAUUGAUCACAAAACUUUUGAAUAUAGACCUGUGUACCAGGAAGGACGCUUAUAUAGAGGUAUUUUUGAAUGGGGAAUGUUAUAUAAGGAAAAUGAGCUUCCUGCACGGGAACAAAAAACGCGACCUUACAACAGCAUGCCAUACAAGUCUCCUACUCAUGCUGGUGGUUUAUUUGCAAUAAAUCGUGAAUAUUUUCUAUCGUUGGGUGGAUAUGACGAAGGUUUGCUUGUAUGGGGUGGAGAAAAUUUUGAAUUAUCGUUUAAGAUAUGGCAAUGCGGAGGAAGUAUCCUUUGGGUACCAUGCUCGCACGUUGGUCACGUAUACAGAGGAUUUAUGCCCUAUACGUUUGGCAAAUUGGCACAGAAGAAAAAAGGUCCACUGAUAACCAUAAACUACAAAAGAGUUAUCGAGACUUGGUUCGACGAUAAAUACAAGGAAUUCUUUUAUACAAGAGAACCAUUAGCACAAUUACUUGAUCAUGGCGAUAUAACAGAACAACUAGCCUUUAAGAAACGAAAAAGGUGUAAAAGUUUUCAGUGGUACAUGGAAAAUGUGGCUUACGACGUAUUUGAUAAAUUUCCUGAAUUACCACCAAACAUUCAUUGGGGAGAGUUACGCAAUGUGGCAACCGGAACAUGCUUGGAUACAAUGAGUCAUUCGCCGCCUAGUUUAAUGGCUACAUCACAUUGUCAUGGAUUUGGUAAUAAUCAGCUAAUUAGAUUAAAUGCAAAAGGACAAUUAGGUGUCGGAGAGCGAUGCAUAUCGGCUGAUAGUCUAGGUAUAAAAUUCGUAUUUUGCCGCUUAGGGACUGUAGAUGGUCCAUGGCAAUACGAUGAAAAAACCAAAACGCUUCUGCACAGAGUGCACAAGAAGUGUAUGGCACUUCAUCCUCAAACACAACAGCUGUCGUUAAUGCCAUGCGACAUUAAUAAUACCUAUCAACAAUGGUCUUUCCAUCAGAUUCAUCCACGCUGGUGAAGAAACGUAAGUACCGGUGCUGUUUGCAUUUCAGGCGAUUAAAGCCUAAUUAAAGACUUCUGGCAAAGCUAUGCAUUUACCGUUUUUCUUUUAUACAACUGACUAUAGUUAAGAUACGCAAUCUUUUACUUUUUGAAAAUUGAAAAUCCUUGAAAGGAAUUUAAAAUUCCAAUACAAUUUAAUCAAUUAUAAAAUACUAGUGUUGUAUAAUUUUAACAACAUUGGCACAACAUUUAUAACUGUACAUUUAAUUUUUACAUUUAUACUGUUUAAAGUCAUAUUUGUAUUUAUAUACAAUUAAAGCGUUACAAUUUUUAAUAUAACUAAGAAACUUUUUCAUACGAUUCCGAUGAAAUCUGUUGAUUCGGUAAAAGUACUUGCUAUGUUUGAGAUUUCUUUUACACGUUUUUUCUUGUAACAAAUAAAUCUAUCUACCAACUUUACUCUUUUCAAAGCUUUUAGAUUUAUUUUUUUAAUUUGAAAUAAAUAUGCCUUACGUGUGCUCAAAAUAGAAAGAGGAAGACUAUUAUUCCAUAAGACAGUUAUUUGGAAUGUACAUGUUUCAUUCAUUUUUGAAUGCAUUUCGCUUACAUUAUAACGUGAGAAUGUACGCUUCUAUUUUUGACUGAUUCUUCUUAAAAAGAGCAUGUUACUGAUGUAGAUCCAUAAUCUUUUUUAACU